AUGGCUAACAGCCAUCGACCCAGGAAGAGGAGACGUAACGAGAUUUCCUCCAGCAGCUCCAAUGGCACUAUCGCAGUCGACCCUGCAACCAAAAGAGAUACACCAGCUUUCCCUUUGGUCGCCUUUCUCUGGCCUGCCAAAGGCAACACUGUCUCACAAUGGGUAGUAUUGCCCUGCGUGCUCUUAGUCAUCGGCCUCUUCCGAUGGUGUACAGCAAUAUGGCCAUAUUCUGGAAUGGGCGUACCUCCUCUGUUCGGUGACUUUGAAGCCCAACGGCACUGGCUUGAAAUCACGAUCAUUCUUCCAGUCACGCAUUGGUACUUUCACGACACAACCUGGUGGGGUCUGGACUAUCCACCAUUGACUGCCUACCACUCCUGGAUCUUGGGCCAGGUCGGCUCUUUCAUCAACAAGGACUGGUUUGCACUUUACCAAUCACGAGGGCUGGAGACUCCGGAUCUCAAGGUCUUCAUGCGAGCGACCGUCUACGUCUCUGAACAUUUGGUCUACGUUCCAGCAGUCAUCAUUUGCGUCAGGAACCUCGCUAAACUGCACACCAUCAACUCGUGGGAAUCAACAAUCGCUCUGACGGCCAUUCUCAUGCAGCCAGCGACUAUCCUAAUCGAUCACGGCCACUUUCAGUACAACACCGUCAUGUUGGGUCUGAUCGUCGCCGCAAUUUCGAGCAUGAUUGCUGGUCGAAACUUGUGGGCUUGCAUCUUCUUCGUAGGAGCACUUGGAUUCAAGCAAAUGGCUUUGUUCUACGCUCUCAUCGUCGCUGCCUAUCUCGCAGGCUCAUGCGUCAGCCCGAAGCUCAAUGUGCUGCGAUUUGCAGGGAUCGCAAUCGUUACGCUACUGUCCUUUGCGCUUUUAUUCCUCCCAAUUAUGGCGGGAACCUUCUACGACACUUAUCGCAACAUACAGCUUCCUUCUGAUGUGUCACUACCACCAUUGCUCCAGAACUCCCCGAUACAGCUCUCCGAAAAGGCGUGGUACUAUCCAUAUCUGGUUCAGCUCACUCAGGUCAUACACCGAGUCCUGCCCUUCGACCGUGGACUCUGGGAGGACAAAGUCGCCAACUACUGGUGCGCACUUCACACUUCAGGACUGUGGAAACUGGAUCGAAGCAAAGCAGGACAAGCCAGAUUACAAUCGACCGCUUUACAGUGGACCGUAUUAUCACAGGUCAUCCCUUGUGCAGUGAUAUUCUUCAAGCCAAAGAAGAACCUAAUUCCGGUGGCCUUCGCUGCGGCGUCAUGGGGCUUCUUCCUCUUCUCGUACCAGGUACACGAGAAGAAUGUACUACUCCCAUUGCUCCCGAUGACACUGCUGCUGGCAACGAAGGACGGUAUGAAGCCGAGGAUUCGUGCUUGGGUAGGCUAUGCGAACCUGCUAGCAACCUGGACUCUGUUUCCACUUCUCCACAAGGACGAGCUCAGGAUACCAUAUGCAGUACUAACACCACUCUGGGCAUUUCUGCUCGGUCUACCGCCAUUCUCCAUCAGUGCUUACACCACAUCGGCCGAAGACGGCGGUCUCGACAUUCUCUCGAAGCUCAUUCACUUGGGAACUUAUGCUGCGGCUCUGCUAUGGCACGUUGGCGAGCUCUUCAUUCUACCACCCACCAACAAACCGGAUCUUUGGGUCGUUGGCAAUGUCGCACUCGGCGCGUCUGGAUUCUUCAUCACCUACUUGUGGUGUCUCUGGCAACUGCUGAGUGACCACGACUUUCUAGUGAUGGUUGGUCUCGCUAACCGCGAGACUCGCCCCAAGGUGUCCAGAAUAUCAAAGAAAGGAGAUUAG
Messenger RNA from Fulvia fulva, 1803 nucleotides. Its product is annotated as putative dolichyl pyrophosphate Man9GlcNAc2 alpha-1,3-glucosyltransferase. Bases 1 to 1803 code for a protein of 600 amino acids. Gene Ontology annotation, biological process: protein N-linked glycosylation. The transcript is spliced from 2 exons. Gene Ontology annotation, cellular component: endoplasmic reticulum membrane. Gene Ontology annotation, molecular function: dolichyl pyrophosphate Man9GlcNAc2 alpha-1,3-glucosyltransferase activity. Lineage: Eukaryota; Fungi; Ascomycota; Dothideomycetes; Mycosphaerellales; Mycosphaerellaceae. The record is from RefSeq and is a predicted model, not a curated record.